This is a messenger RNA of Eufriesea mexicana, 4185 nucleotides long. RefSeq names its product PRKC apoptosis WT1 regulator protein. The coding region runs from base 279 to 1256 and encodes 325 amino acids. Gene Ontology annotation, biological process: apoptotic process; positive regulation of apoptotic process. Gene Ontology annotation, cellular component: cytoplasm. The record is from RefSeq and is a predicted model, not a curated record. Lineage: Eukaryota; Metazoa; Arthropoda; Insecta; Hymenoptera; Apidae. The transcript has 10 exons.
UCUAGUAACAUUGAAAUUACGCAUUGAAGAUUGUGCUUUAACCAAGGUGCAUGAACGAUCGAUAAUCUCAUCUAUCUUUGAACUAUGUAAUCGUGUAGACCAUACGUGUUUAUGGAUGUUUCAAUCGUUGACAGCUGUCAAUCGUACAUAAGUUGGUAGUGAGUCACGGCAUUGGCAGUAGUACUAGACAAACCUAAUCAAGCACUUGCUUUUUGGCCUUCAAGUUUUGAGCUGGUCCAACAUAGGUAUUGCACAUCAUCACCUACUUUUUUGUUCAGAUGUCCAGGUAUUUUUUCGAUAUAACAGGCAUGGCGUCCAGCUCUGUCAGCCAGGAGGACUUUGACAAUGAUUUUGAAUUAACAUCUAGAAGGCCUAGGGUCAGAACUGCAAGGGCACGAGUUGUCCCACCCAGAACAGAUUGCCCUUCCAUAAACUUUCAAAGCAAUAAUAUGGCGCUUCAAAGAAGUGCACAAAAUGUGGAAGAAUCUCAAGGUGGAUGCGACACAAGUUCUAAUAGUGUUCUUCCACCUGAACAUGAGAAUCAGCAGAAUAAGCCAAUAAUGAGGAAACAGGACAAACGGGUGACUGGCCGUGUCUUUAGUGUCGUAUCCUGUUUGCACAGGCCAACGCAUAUAAACAAGGGAAAGCAGCAACGUGAUCGACGGAAGCUUCGAGAAAAGAGACGAAGUACUGGAGUAGUACAUUUGCCAUCAACGGAGAGUACAGGAGGUAGUACAGGAGAAGAUGAAGAAGAUCUUAGUGGCACUUGUCUUGAAACUAAACACAACACACAUCACAAUGAGUUCCUUGAUCAUGAACUCAUAGAAGAACGGACAGCAAAAAUGUUUACUCAAAGGCGAAACAAAAGGCAUUACCGUACUUCCUACAGGUCAUGUAUAAAUAGGCACAGUUGCCAUUCCGAUUUGGAGGCAGAUGACGAGGAAUUCGAUUCCUUGAAUCAGUCUGAUAGUGUUAAUCAAUCAGACCAUGGAAAUCACGAGCCACAAACAUCUGUGAACACUGUGAAUCAACCAAGACUGUCACCAACAUCAGGAGAUAAUCUACAUGAAUUGGUAGAACGUGCGCAAGAAGAAAAUCGAAGGCUGCUAUCGUUUUUGGAGGAUCGAGAUCAUAAAAUAAUGGCUCUCGAGGCUCGGUUGGUUCAACAACAGCAUGAGAUGGCCAUAGAACGCGAGCGACUUCGGGAGGAGAAUGCUGCAUUAAUUCGCGCGAUGGCAGGCUUGGCGAGUAAUUAACUUUCCUAUUCGCGAAACAAUCUGAUUUAUUAAUCCUAUGGCCGAUUCUAGAAGUCGGGGAUCAGCAGUUAAAAAAGCUAUAUAUACAUAUACACACACGCAUAUACCAAUAGUUUGUAAGUAAUUAUGAAUUUACUUGUUAAUGAUAGCCGAGAGGAUAGAAAAAUGGUUUUAAAGAAAACUGAUUAUCUAUUAAUGAUUUAUGCUGGAAAAGAAUCGGGGUAAGUUGUGUAGUAUAUACAUACAAUCGGCUCUUAAUUUCUGUAAUCAUGUUUUUUGCAACAAGCAAUAGAUUGUCGUGUUCGACCAAGUAACUAUACUUUAUCCGCUUCACUUGUAGUGCUUCAUUUAUGCGAAUUCUUCUUCCAUAGCGGAAAGAACUGAAGAAUUAUUUCGCGGGUUCGCAUGGAGACGAUAUCUAAUCUCGAGCGAUAAGUUCAAGCAAAUAUGUUUUUUCGCGAUCUAACAAAAUAACGGAAUAAGAGGUGCUCCAAUUUGUUAUGUCAUUGUUGUUAGACCAGAGAAUGUGCAAAGUAAAUAUUGGAAGUUUUAUGCCUGAAAAUACCUAAGACUCUUCGAGUGUCAUGUCUGCGUAGUAUUUAUUAUAACUCGAAUUGUACGAUGUCUGUUUUAUACUCGAGUGGAUUUAUUGGUAACGUAGUUAUUCCGUAUAAAACUUUUUACUCACGAAAAUUUUCGCUUCGUCGCGCAAAUAUAUUGGUGUAACGUUAGUACAAGGGCGUACUGCGAACCUGUAUAAAAUUAGGCACGGUCUAUACAGAACGUGUAAAUAGGAGAGCACAAAACUAGCAAGCCCAUAUCGAUUUAUAUGCAUUUAAUUCAAACAAACGACAAAACUUCCGCAUUUUCAGCCACGAACAGAAUGAAACAUAACGAACAGGGGUACGUCAUAGAUGAAGAAGGAUUAAGAAGUUUAGCAUGACCCCUAAAAUUAUUAUUGCUAUUACUACUACUAGUUAUAUCGUUACAACCUAAUACUUACUUACAGCGGAACGUAUCUAUAUAUUUAGAAAGCAGGAGACUGAGAGUACACGAGUACACUGUGCAUGUGAGCGACCAGUACCGAGAGAAAGUAACAGAUUGAAUUUGUAUUUACGUACUUUAUCGUGUGCACAAUCAUUAUAUUUUUAUUCGUCGAUAUGACGUACUGAAUAAUGCAAAAAAAAGAGAAAAAAAGAAAAAGAAAAAAAAAAGAAGAAACGCUAAGGGAACCUAUCUGCUUAUUAAGUUUAUCGUGUGCAUGUUUCACGGCCAUCUUGAAUUUGUUUCUGAUAUGAGAAAUCACGUCUUGAAAAAGCAUGUAGAAAAGAAUGCUCGGUCUAAGAGGAUUAACCGAUUCGAUGGCGAGAAUUUGGAAACUUUAUUAUAUUCGAAAUUCAAUAUUUUCUGUCUAAAUAAACAUUUUCUUAAUAAUGAUAUCUUUUAUAUUACAUCUGCCCUACUAUACAAAAUUCUUUCCUCCUUUCUCUGCACAUGUUAAAAUUUAUGCGAUACCCGUGCGUUACUGUGCCUCUAUAUUACUGUAUACCACCAUAGAGUAUACAAUAUGUAUGACAAACGACGAGUCAUGACAGCUGAAAGAGAGAAUUGAUCGAGAAAGCGUGCGGUUUAUACUUUUAUUCAUAAAAUAACUAAAUUUUGAUAUGAUACAAUAGUUGUCCUCGCGUAUGCACAAUUACUUUACGUUACAUUUAACUGUACAUUGAAAAACGAAAAAAGUACCCGAUCGUACGGCAACGUUUCCGCAAAAGAAUUGUCGAUCAACUCGGUGCAGCAUCUACUAACCAUCCCAAGACGUGUGUACGCAAACCUUAACAUGUGCAUACCGAUGCAGAAAGACACCAGCAAUAAAGGGAUACAUCAAACUACGAUAAAUCAUAACCGUUAAGGAUCUAGGGUUAGCGUAAAGUAGAACUGGAUAAAGCAGUGUCCAAAAUAGGGAGCGGCAAGAUGGUCUUAGGAACUUAUUCGGCCGCGUGGCGCUAGUAGUAGUAACCUCUUAGCUAUAUUACGCGUGUUGGUACAAUUUACCGAUCUUACGACUACGCUUUUACCAGUUCCAGUACAAAAUUACACCGAGUACUAUUUUUCAUCGUUACACGGCAACGACGACUGUUUAUCGCAGGUCGACAUACAUUUUAUUGUUAAAGUUCUUCCACCAUCCAGUAAACACUACAUACAUAUCGUACAUUCUCAUGACGCAACAGGUACUACGCUCGUAGCUCUCUGCUUCUCCCCUUCUAUCGAAUAGAGCUCUCUUUUUUAUUUAUUACAUGACGCCGAUCGGUCUCUCUUUUCUCUCUGCGCAAUUAUCUUCGUGAUCGCCUGUGUCUUUGCUUGGUGAAUAUUUACAACGCUAUUUGCUAACACUUUUUACAAGGUCUACACGAAACGUCACGGCGCCAAAACUAUCAUAGGAGAUGCGAACAGAAAUUGUUCCCUUCGAAUGUGACAUUCUUCGCGAUCUACAAGAAAUGGACAAAAAAAAAGAAAAAAGAAAAAAGAAACAAAAAAAGAAUAGAAGGCGACGUCUUUUUGAUAUGUACCGUUUCCUCGAGAGAAUUAGAGAAUCUGAAGGAACUUGCUCUGCCUCGUUAUGCUAUACACACACACACAUAUAUAUAUAUUUAAUAUAUAACGUGAACAUAUAUGUAUGACGUGAACCUAUAUUCUCUUUUCCAUUUCACGCACAGCAGGUCUCUUUUUCUCUUGUCGAGCUUUUAUUGUCAACAGUUUUGAGUCUCUCUAACGUAGAAAGGCAUAUCGGUUUAAGCGAUUUUUUGAACAGCUGCUCGGUUUGAUUUAACAGCGGCGAUUGUCGUGUCGUACAGUUACUUCGCACACGUUCAUAAUUUUUUUUCCUUUUCCUUCCUUUAUUUUUUUUUUUUUUUUUUUUUUUUUUUUUUUU